This is a messenger RNA of Mytilus trossulus (common blue mussel), 2615 nucleotides long. RefSeq lists its product as uncharacterized. Bases 275 to 1432 code for a protein of 385 amino acids. Lineage: Eukaryota; Metazoa; Mollusca; Bivalvia; Mytilida; Mytilidae. The transcript is spliced from 9 exons. The record is from RefSeq and is a predicted model, not a curated record.
CACAAUAUUACAAUUUUUUUACAGAACUUGGCAGAUUUUUCUAAAUAGUAGCUCUAGAAUGAUCUACGCAGUGUCAGCUUAAAGCGGCAUAUAAAUAGAGAACUUUAAUACUUAUAAAAGUAUUUGCAUACUUUGUCUGCAAUAAGAAAACAUUGCUUUGCGAAAAAUGAUGGGAUUUUGAAAUUUAAACCAUUCCUGGAACAAAAGUUGAGACCUAGAAGAUAGAUCUUUGAGUGGACACCAUUACAUAACUCAGCUUCCAAUAUACUCAGAAAUGGAUGUCUGCCUUUAUCAUGCUGACAAAUGUCAUUUUGACAUCGUCACAAGAGACAUAGAAAAAGCUAAGAUUAUACCAAGAAAUUAUGUUAAGAGGCUAGCAAUGUGUGUAUGCUCUUGUAGGAAAAACAAAUUUAAAAUAACAGAUGAAGUCAGACAAUUAGAUUUGCAAGAAAUGGCAAAUUACUUGAGAAACUGUAUUCAGACUGAGAAAUGGCCAGUUUCUCUUGUUACAAUGCUCAAGCCAUUGUUACAUGAUGUGAGCCUACAGCAAUAUAGUCUAACUAUGCUUGUGUGGACUUUAUAUAAUGCUAUUAAUUGUCAGACCUAUAGCCUAUUAGAUUCUUUGAUAAAAAAGAAAGAACCUGGUGAAGUUCUUAAAAAACCGGAACAGAAAAUGACUGCUGUGCAAUUUAAUCAUAUGAUUAAUAAAAAAUGGAGAAACAGUUUAUACAAAAUAGAAACCAUAGUUCCAAUGUUUGCUGGAAACACUAAAUUACUGCAAAAUGAUGAAAGAUUUCAAAACUUACAGUUAAAACACAAAGAUGUAGUGGUGAAAAUAGACAAUAAAGCUAACAGCGAGUUCAUGGAUCAAAAUCUGAAAAAGACAAAAGUAAAACUCGGAGGAAAGUUCAAAGAUGAAAUUCAUCAGAUGGCAAAUAACCUACUUAAAAUUGGGGAAGAUAUCCAGAGGAUUUUAGAUAGAAAGCGAUCAGACAUUUUUCAAAAGAAGAAAAUGGCUAGACUAAAAAGAAAAAUUUAUCAUGAUGAUGUUAUGGAUGCUGCGGAUGAACCAUUGCUAUACAAAGAAGAAAUGACAGAUUUGUACAAAAGGAGAUGUGAAGCAAACAGAAUUGGGAACAAGACAAGGACACCAGGAGCAUCACUAAAGGAUGGACAUUGUAUGAAUUGUCUUGAUAAAUUUGUUUCACUGAAACAUCCAGAUGUCUGCAAAUAUCAUCCAGGAUUCAAAGAUCUUGAAGGGAACUGGAAUUGCUGUGGAAUGAAAUCUCAGUUUAACCAACCAACACUGAAAGAACACCAAAGUACUGGGUGCUCUACUGGCAUGCACAACUGGAGACAUGGUAAACCCCUUAAGCAGACAAAGAUAAAAAAUCAUGUGUGUGACUGGAGUGCACAACUGGAGACAUGGUAAAUCCCUUAAGCAAAAAAAGAUAAAAAAAAUCCAUGAAGAUAUAUUAGAAUUUCAGACAAACUGGCAGAAAGUUUGAAAACGAGCAAUUUGACUACAAUUUGAACACAAGAAUAAAAGUUUCUAUGCUUUUUUAAAGAUAUAUUGCAUGUUAUUUAUAUUACAUCAGUUUUGUUUUUAUUUGCAUUCCAGACUUUAGAACUGUAUAUGUUAUAUGAUAUUUAUGGUUAAUAUAUUUUAAUUAAUAUUACAUUUGUUUUGAACAUUUAUGUGUUAUGUCUGUCAACAAAAGGCCACUGACUCUUUGUUUUUCACAUAAUAUAGGUUAUAAACACUUUAGAGGUUACUUUGUUGUUUCUUUUGACUGAUCACAUCAUAAUAUUAUGAGAUACAAUUGUACACAAUUAAAAGUGAAAAUUGUUAUGUGUGUUCUGUUCCAUUUAUUACAUAUAAAUCUGAUAUAAAAAGGUAUGCUGAUUUUAAGUUAUGAGAAAAUAAACUCAUCAUAGAUACCAGGACCAAAUUUAGUAUAUACGCCAGACGCGCGAGGAGAAGGCUUCUAUUUCAGCUCCAAAUAUUGUAAAUUUUUUUUAUUAUUCUGAAUUAAUACAUUUUUUUUGGUGGGAAACUGAAACAGAACAAUAUUUGAAAAGAUUUUAUUACAAAGUUGUGCCAGUUACAUCCAAAGGUAAAAAAAAUGGGAUUUUUCGUGAAAAUUUCCAAAUCUUCUGGAUUAAAAACAUAUGUGAGUCUAGGAUGCAUAGAGUGCAGUUUUAGACAAAUUGAAUAUUCAAGUCAGGUAUUUCAUUUGUUAAACAAACUUUGUAGUUUUUUUGCGUCAAAUUAUGCACUUUUCGUUUCCUGUCAACCUAAUGAAAUUUGCAUGAUUUCUGAAUUUGGAGUUAAAUUAAGAUUUACGAUGAUUAUGACGUCACAUAAAGAAUUCUGAUAGGUAAACUUUCAUACAAAAAAAAACCAACUUCUGAACUAGAAAUUGUAAAAGCUUUGAUAUAUUGUGAUAUAUUGGUUUGACCAUAAAAUCCUUAUUUUUAAAAUAAAGCUAGCUACAGGGGCCAUAUUGGGGCAUAAGUAAGCAUAGGUUUAUUAGGUUGUAUGUACAGAAUUAUUUUUGUUUUCAAUUAUGUUUUUUCUGUUUUUUUUGUUAAUAAAUAGAUGGAAAAAAGUU